CUGACAAAGAUAAGGAGUGCCAAGGGGUAGGACCAAGUUCGAUGUCUGGCAGCUGCGCUAGGAGACAAUUAUGCUAAACAUAGAACCUCUGCAAAUACCAAGUGCAGACUUCACUCUUUACUACCAAUCUGCGAUCAAAAUCUAAUUUACCUCCUUUCAGUGACCGUCCAGUUGCGGGGGGCUCCCUCAUCCUUUUUUUUGACGUCGUCACUGGGGGGCAAGGAUUUAAAGGAUGUGGUAGGAACCACUUUCGGACAUAACAAGAGAACAUGUGGGUUGUUGUUGAAGAUGAAGCAGAUGCAGAUUAUGGGAUUUUUGUGCAUAUUAAUGUUGCUUCUUGUGUACAUGACCACUAUUUAUUAUCACUACCACCAAGAAGAGGUGGAACCAAAAUUUGGUCCACUUCACUUUGCAGAGGAUUCUCGUGUGGCCCACAUGGUUUUGCCACGCGGCAUCGUUGAGGCUUCAUCCGAUCUCGAGCCAAGGGCCCUCACGGCAGAGCAUAUUUCAAAGUCCAAGGUCAGUGUGGAGGGCAGUCGCAAUUUGUUGGCAAUGGCAGUUGGCAUUGAGCAGAAGGGUAAUGUUGAUGAAAUCAUUCGAAUGUUCAUUUCAGAGAAUUUCACGAUCGUUUUGUUCCAUUAUGAUGGUAAUGUGGAUGCUUGGUGGGAUCUAGGAUGGAGUAAAGAUGCCAUUCAUAUAGUUGCUCACAGUCAAACAAAGUGGUGGUUUGCAAAGCGUUUUCUGCAUCCGGAUGUCGUAUCCAUUUACGACUAUAUAUUUCUAUGGGAUGAAGAUUUGGGUGUGCAGAAUUUUCGCCCUGCAAGAUACCUGGAAAUUGUAAAAGUGGAAGGGCUGGAGAUAUCUCAGCCAGCUCUGGACCCUAAUUCACCAGGCAUACACCACAGGAUAACAGUUAGAAGCAGAAGAAACCGGGUUCACAGAAGGGUAUAUCAGGACAAAGGCAGAACAAAAUGUUCUGAGGAAAGUGAAGGCCCUCCCUGCAGUGGGUUUGUGGAAGGAAUGGCUCCGGUGUUUUCGCGACGCGCAUGGCGUUGCGUGUGGUAUCUUAUACAAAAUGACCUUGUUCUUGGAUGGGGAAUGGACAUGAAGUUUGGUUAUUGUGCUCAGGGGGACCGGACAAACAAUGUCGGGGUAGUUGACAGUGAAUACUUGGUGCACCUUAGCACUCAGUCUUUGGGCUCCGGCUCCUCCCCAAAAAAGAUACUCCGUGCUUUGAGUCCUUCUCAAAAGGUGCCAAAGGGUCGUGUGGCUAAUCCGAGAGUUCAGUUAAGGAGGGAAUCAACUUAUGAGCUGCAAGUAUUCAUGGAGCGAUGGGAAGAAGCUGUGAAGGAGGACAAGCAAUGGGUGGAUCCAUACAAACAAACUUUACUGGUCUAAUUAAUUUAAUUAGCCCCAAGCUCCUCAUCUGCACAUUCUUGAUUUGAACAUUAUAUUUGGUGCAAUUAAUUAAUUAAUCAACACUUAUCACUAUA
Molecule: messenger RNA, 1493 nt
Organism: Cuscuta campestris
Lineage: Eukaryota; Viridiplantae; Streptophyta; Magnoliopsida; Solanales; Convolvulaceae
Source: the annotation of a GenBank genome assembly